Messenger RNA from Durotheca rogersii, 2550 nucleotides. RefSeq names its product TPR-like protein. Gene Ontology annotation, molecular function: protein binding. Gene Ontology annotation, cellular component: anaphase-promoting complex. Bases 390 to 2408 code for a protein of 672 amino acids. The transcript has 4 exons. The record is from RefSeq and is a predicted model, not a curated record. Gene Ontology annotation, biological process: cell division. NCBI's taxonomy places the organism in Eukaryota, Fungi, Ascomycota, Sordariomycetes, Xylariales, Xylariaceae.
AGGGGCAAGCCGGAGAAACACCGUGCUGUUGAUAGCGAGAAGGGACGGUCGUCCUUAGGACCGUGUAAUUGCAUUUUUCCCGCCGUCUUCUUGUUCUUCUUCUUCUUCUUCUUCUUCGUCUGCGUCUGCUUCUGUUUCUGUUUCUGCUUCUGGCUUCUGUAUCUCUACAUACCUACAUACAGGCAGGGAGGCAUCUCCUGGUUGUGUGGCUGUAGGUAUCCCUCCGUCGCAGCAGCCCGAGACUAGCACCACCCAUACACGUCGAUAGUGGUCGCGCCGUACUGCACGUUGCGCAUCCCACCCACGCUUUCAAGAGCAUCCGACAGUGGCUACAUAGCAAGCAGCCGCCUCAGAUCGCAUCCGAUGCCUAUAUAGCAGCACGUAGCGCCAUGUCUCUAAAUGACAGGGAGAAAUCCCAGCUUCGAGGCGCCUUACAGGAAGCUGUCAUCAAAUGCUCCGAGAGGUGCCUCUAUCAAUCCUCAAAAUGGGCAGCUGAGCUCCUCAACGCCAUUCCCGAACCCGAACCAUCGCUCGAUGACUCGCAGCUGUCGGACGCGUCUGCCGGAUAUGCCUCGACCAUCAUCGCCCCCAAUACCGAUCCCGAAGAGGCAGCGCUCGAGAUGAGAGAGAUCAACAAGUACCUGCUGGCCAAGUCCUUCUUCGAUUGCCGAGAAUACGACCGCUGCGCUGCCGUCUUCCUCCCCGACUCUACCUUGGCUGGCGUCGUAACCCUGAGGGAGCCCAGCAACACCACCCCCAAGGGCAAAGGAAAGGCGAGAGCUUCGGUCGGCGACGUGAAAGCUUCGGAUAGCGCCCAAGCCCUGCCGCAGCUGAGCCAACGAAGCCUGUUCCUAGCUCUGUACGCCAAAUAUCUGUCGGGGGAGAAGCGUAAGGAUGAGGAUGCCGAGAUGAUCAUGGGCCCGAUGGACAUCGGCACGUGCGUCAACAAGCAGCUGCUGACGGUCAGCCGCGUCCUGGAGGCCUGGUUCGAGCAGCGGAGGACUGAGGACGGCGAGGAGGCUGAGGGCAGCCAGGGAUGGCUCGAGUAUCUUUACGGCAUCGUUCUCUCCAGAGAAAAGAACGAGGAGCUGGCCUUGUACUGGCUCGUCCGCAGCGUCCAUCUAUUCCCCAUGAAUUGGGGCUGCUGGUUGGAAAUGACUUCGCUCAUUUCCCGGGUCGAGGACCUAAAUCGAAUCAUGCCUCGUCUGCCGCAGAACAUCGUCUCCUUCAUGUUCCACAUACACACCUCGCUCGAGUUGUACCAACACGACGCCAACCUCGCCAACUCGCUCGACCAGCUACUCAACAUUUUCCCUACCUCGUCCUUCUUGCUCACGUGUGACGCGUUGCUGUCCUAUCAUGCGAAGGACCUGGUAGCCGCCGAGCAGCACUUCAGCCGCAUCCUCUCGCUGCACCCCCACCGCCUCGAUUCCCUGGACCAUUACUCUAACAUACUCUACGUCAUGAACUCGCGGCCAAAGCUUGCCUUCUUAGCCCACCUGUGUAGCAGCGUCGACAAGUUCCGGCCCGAGUCGUGCGUGGUGAUCGGGAACUACUACUCACUGCUAUCCCUGCACGAGAAGGCGGUGCAAUACUUUAGGCGGGCCCUGAUGUUGGACCGGUCCUGCUUAUCCGCAUGGACGCUGAUGGGACACGAGUACGUCGAACUCAAGAACACGCACGCCGCCAUCGAAUCCUAUCGCCGGGCCGUAGAUGUGAACCGGAGGGACUACCGCGCAUGGUACGGGUUAGGUCAGACGUAUGAGGUGUUGGAGAUGCACGCGUAUGCACUGUGGUAUUACAAAAAAGCCGCCGGCCUCCGGCCGUGGGAUGGGAAGAUGUGGAUGGCGGUCGGUUCGUGCCUCGAACGUAUGAACCGGAACCAGGACGGGAUCAAGGCCCUCAAGAGGGCUUUGCUCGCCGAGAGCUAUUACGAUACGGGCAGCAGCUUCGGGAUAUCGGGCAGCAUCCAAGGCACGCAUAUGGACCCGGAGAUCCUGCUACAGAUCGCGACCAUGUACGAUAACAUAGGCGAGGAAGAGGAUGCCAAGGCCUACAUGGAGAUGUGCGUGGCCCAGGAAGACGGCGGGGCGGGCGAAAGCCAGGGCGAAAGCAUCGCCAUCCACAACGACUCGGGAGAGGGGUCGGACGACGGCGACGGCGACGGCGGAGGACGCGCGGCGACCAACGACGGCACGGGGGUCACCGCGGCGACUAGUAAGGCGCGGAUGUGGCUCGCGCGCUACGCGAUGCGCACCGAAGACUACGCCACGGCGAACCGCUUGGCCGGCGAGCUGUGCCAGGACGGCGUCGAGGUAGAGGAGGCCAAGGCUCUCAUACGAGAGGUUAGGUCGCGGAUGGAAGCUAGCGGGAUGAACGAUCCUCCCACAGGACGCGAUGCCGUAUGAAUAGCAAUACGACGGGGAAUUUACGAGGUCUCGUAAUAGUAGAGCUCGUGGUGCUUAAUACGUCUCGAACGUCGAGGAUAUAACUAACGGCUUAUGAUCAUCUGGAAAAAAGUAUAAUGGGGGAGGAGAGAGACGAAGCAUG